AUGGAGAAACCUCAGAAGAUCGUUGUUGUUGGUGCCGGUCCCGUUGGCUCUCUGGCUGCAUUGUAUGCUGCUCAACGAGGACAUGAGGUUGAAGUUUAUGAGUUGCGACCUGAGGCGCAUUCACUGACUGGUCUAGACCUCCGGGAUCCCAGUACUAUCCCGCUCAACUUCACCAAGUCCAUCAACCUUGCCAUCUCUGAGCGCGGAAUCAAUGCUAUGCGCCAUGCUGGUCAGCCAGGGCUCCUCGACAAUGUCAUGUCAACGACUAUUCCCAUGAAAGGGCGCAUGAUUCAUGGGAGGAGCCCGACCGGAUCUCUUUUUGAGCAGUCUCAAGACUACGAUGUCAAAGGAAGGGCAAUCCAUGCCAUUGAUCGAGCAGGUCUGAACAAGCGGCUGCUCGAUACCCUGGAUAACAUGCCCAAUGUCAAACUCUUCUUCAACCACAAGCUCACAGGUGCAGACUAUCGCGCUUGCAAAGCCUGGUUCGAGGUGACCGAUGGAAAAUCGUCCGAAGAGUCUCGUUACAGAGAGAUUGAUAUCUCAUUCGAUCUCAUGAUUGGCGCUGAUGGCGCCCAUUCUGCUGUUCGCUACCACCUCAUGAAGUUUACCCGGAUGAACUACCAACAAGAGUACAUUGAUACUCUGUGGUGCGAGUUCCAUCUGAAGCCUGUUCAAACAGACAACACAGCCGAUCCAAUGGCCAAGUUCCGGAUAUCGCCUAAUCACCUGCAUAUUUGGCCUGGCAAGGAUUUCAUGUUUAUUGCUAUUCCCAGUGAUGACGGCUCUUUCACAUGCACACUCUUCAUGCCAAGCAAGGAUUUCUCAGACCUCGAGAACAACCCAGCCAGCGUGCCGUCCUUUUUCGAUAGCCACUUUCCUGGCGUCACUGAUUUAAUACCCGGCGAUGAGCUGAUUGAAUCCUUCAACACAAACCCUCAUCUGCCGCUCAUUAGUCUCAAGUGCAAGCCCUAUCACUAUGGUUCUUCUUGUGUCAUCGUUGGCGACGCUGCUCAUGCCAUGGUGCCUUUCUAUGGCCAGGGCAUGAAUGCUGGCAUGGAGGAUGUCCGGAUUCUCUUUUCCAUCUUAGACAAGCAUAGCCAUAUUGGCGAAUCCAAUGAUCCUUCUAGCGACUCGUCCUCUGAAUCAGGACCCGCCUUCCAGCGAUCACUUGCAUUAGCAGAAUACUCAGCCGUCCGUCCGCCCGAUGCCCAUGCGAUCAACGAUCUUGCAUUGCAGAACUAUGUCGAGAUGCGAUCCUCUGUCCUAUCUAAGCGCUAUAGGUUGCGGAAGUAUCUCGAGGAGUGGAUGAGCGUGUACUUCCCGCGACUAGGUUGGCAGACGAAGUAUUCCCGCAAGAUCGAACCGACGAUUAUCACCCAAUCCAUCCUCGAUCGAAUCACAGCCGCACAUUCGGCCGAACCGCCCAUCAUGCCCUCCAUCACCAACAUCGCGAACAUGUGUUCGCAUCUCCAGAACGCCUCCAAAGCUCGUCUUGGAAUAACAUCUGUCAAGAACUGCAAAUACAACCUGCAACUCGCCCUUGCUAUGCACCGAUCAGGUUUCUUCUCUUCCGUCUACCGCGCUGGCCCUCAUCCUCCUACACUGGAAGAGAUGGUUAGCAAGGAGCCCCAGGUUGUCACAAGUAAAAACGUCGCCACGAUGCGCCUGUGGUUGGGUCUCAAGUACUGGGAUGGUCAGCCUGUCCUCGGCAAAGCCAAUGCCAUCAGCACACCGAAGCGUCUUAUGACGGCCAAUAUCCAGGAGCUCGCCAGACUUUCAAGAGGAUUUCCAACAAAGGUUUCUGGUGGUGUUGUGCCGGGUCUAAAUCUUGGAGAAUGUCUGUUUGUGUCAACGUCUCAGGGUGUUUUGGAGGUGCGAGAGGCUCUUGCGAAGAAGCAAGGAGGUCUGUUGGUGUGCAGGGUGUCAUGA
Fusarium coffeatum is the source of this 1929-nucleotide messenger RNA. RefSeq lists its product as uncharacterized. Gene Ontology annotation, molecular function: structural constituent of ribosome; FAD binding; kynurenine 3-monooxygenase activity. Bases 1 to 1929 code for a protein of 642 amino acids. The transcript is spliced from 5 exons. Gene Ontology annotation, cellular component: ribosome; mitochondrial outer membrane. Gene Ontology annotation, biological process: NAD+ metabolic process; translation; quinolinate biosynthetic process. The record is from RefSeq and is a predicted model, not a curated record. NCBI's taxonomy places the organism in Eukaryota, Fungi, Ascomycota, Sordariomycetes, Hypocreales, Nectriaceae.